This is a messenger RNA of Myotis davidii, 1017 nucleotides long. Its product is annotated as olfactory receptor 1J4. The coding region runs from base 31 to 1017 and encodes 328 amino acids. Gene Ontology annotation, cellular component: membrane. Gene Ontology annotation, biological process: G protein-coupled receptor signaling pathway. The record is from RefSeq and is a predicted model, not a curated record. The transcript has a single exon. Lineage: Eukaryota; Metazoa; Chordata; Mammalia; Chiroptera; Vespertilionidae. Gene Ontology annotation, molecular function: G protein-coupled receptor activity; olfactory receptor activity.
UUCUUCAUCCCCAGCAGACAGAAGAGCAGCAUGAGGCCUGAGAACCAGAGCAGCGUGUCCCAGUUCCUCCUCCUGGGGCUCCCCAUCCCGCCAGGGCAGCAGGGCGUGUUCUUCACCCUGUUCCUGGGCAUGUACCUGACCACGGUGCUGGGCAACCUGCUCAUCAUCCUGCUCAUCAGGCUGGACUCUCGCCUGCACACACCCAUGUACUUCUUCCUCAGCCACUUGGCCUUCUCUGACAGUUCUCUCUCCUCUGUCACUGUCCCUAAGAUGCUCAUGGACAUGCAGACUCGGCAACAAUCCAUCUCCUAUGGGGGGUGUAUUUCUCAGUUGUAUUUUUUCAUACUUUUUGGGGCUCUUGACAAUUUUCUUCUGGCUGUGAUGGCAUAUGACCGGCAUGUGGCCAUCUGUCACCCUCUGCACUACACCACCAUCAUGAGGGAGAGGCUGUGUGUGCUGCUGGUGGCUGGCUCCUGGAUUCUCUCCUGUGGCCAAUCCCUGUUGCACACCCUCCUCUUGGUCCGACUGUCUUUCUGUGCUGACAAUGCCAUCAUCCACUUCUUCUGUGACCUUGCUGCACUCCUGAAGCUGAGCUGUUCAGACACCUCUCUCAAUGAGCUGGUCAUAUUCACCGAGGGAACAAUAAUUUUGUUUUUGUGUUUUGGUAUUAUUUUGGGCUCCUAUAUCCGUAUAGGGACCACCAUCCUGAGGGCGCCCUCCACUAAGAGACUGUUUAAAGCCUUUUCUACCUGUGGCUCCCAUGUCUCUGUGGUGUCUUUAUACUACGGUACAUCUGCAGGUAUUUACAUUUCUUCCUCAUCAUGGGGUUCCAAAGACAUAAUUGCUUCGGUCAUGUACAUGGUAGUUACCCCCAUGCUGAACCCCUUCAUCUACAGCCUGAGGAACAGAGAUAUCAAACAGGCCUUAGAGGUGUGUGUCAAGAGGAUUAAGUUCUUAAAGUGGCAAUCACUGAAUCCUCUGGUUGCAGUCAGGAGCACAGGGAAAUAUAUCUCCUAA